CUGCAGCAAUUAAACUUUGGACUUUGGGUGCUAGUCACGUGCUUCCGUGAUUUCCCAGCAGGAGCAGAUUUGUUUUUUCCCCGCCAAUUCUUGCCACUGCUGUCGCGUUGACGCGUUUAGGCAGGUAGCGAGCCCCUGCCUGAACCGGCCAUCCAUGCAUCCAGUUCGAUUCUUCACUCCAAUCUUUCCCCGUUGCUUUGUGAUCGACGUACCGCAUUUUUGAUUGAUAGCCUCGUGGCCUCGGUUUCUCGUUUUACAUCUUCAAGCGCCCGUUGUUUUUCUGUCCCGGAAUUAUUUUUCUACCCCAGAAAUCAGAUCCGGUUCAUAUCCCCACGAUGGCGGAAGAGUAUGAAGAGGAGAUGAAUGGCGAGGAUACCGGUAUGACCGGCCCUGGUGCUCCAACACCAAUCAGUGCUUUAGAGGGGAUUGCUGGCCUCACAAAACGUGAUUGUCAGCUCUUAAUGGAUGGUGGUUAUCAAACGGUCGAGUCCGUGGCAUACGCACCCAAACGCAUGCUAGAGCAGGUCAAGGGCAUCUCCGAGCAGAAGGCUGCCAAAAUGCUGGCUGAAGCUUGUAAAAUUGUUCCCUUGGGCUUUACUACGGCGACGGAAAUGCACCAACGCAGAAGUGAGCUCAUAUCGAUUACAACAGGGUCAAAGAACCUGGACACAUUGUUAGCUGGUGGUAUCGAGACCGGCUCAGUGACAGAGCUCUUUGGCGAGUUUCGGACAGGAAAGAGUCAAAUCUGCCACACACUCGCUGUGACAUGCCAGUUGCCCUUCGAUAUGGGAGGCGGAGAGGGCAAGUGUCUCUAUAUUGACACUGAAGGCACUUUCCGUCCGGUACGGUUACUAGCUGUCGCCAACCGCUAUGGCUUAAAUGGCGAAGAAGUGUUAGACAACGUUGCGUAUGCGCGCGCAUACAACUCGGAUCAUCAGCAGCAGCUCCUCACUCAAGCAUCACAAAUGAUGUGUGAAACGAGAUUCUCGCUCCUGAUUGUCGAUAGCGCCACGUCUCUGUACCGAACCGACUUCUCAGGUCGAGGCGAGUUGUCGUCCAGACAGACUCACCUGGCUAAGUUCAUGCGCAGUCUACAGAGGCUCGCCGAUGAGUUCGGAAUUGCCGUUGUCAUUACCAAUCAGGUUGUGGCUCAAGUUGACGGUGGCCCAAGCUCCAUGUUCAACCCAGACCCAAAAAAGCCCAUUGGUGGCAACAUCAUCGCCCACGCUAGCACAACAAGAAUCAGCUUGAAGAAGGGCCGUGGCGAAACACGAAUUGCCAAAAUCUAUGACAGUCCAUGUCUUCCCGAGAGCGAUUGCCUUUUUGCCAUCAACGAGGAUGGUAUUGGGGACCCUGCGCCAAAAGAUGUGGAGAAGGAAUGGUAGACACAGCCACGACUCCUUUGUAACUUUUAUUAUUAGGGAGCUUCUAAUGAGCUACGGUGGUAUAUAGCUAUGCGCGAAAGUAAUGAACGAGACGAGACGGACAUGCUGUAUGAGCGGAUUUGCAUGGGAGGCGUUACCGAGGGUUUUGAUUCACUUCGCAUGUUUUUGCUUCUUAUCUAUCUGGUGGACUAUGCCACAUGUUCAUUUGACGUCGAAUCAGUUGUUUCUAGAAUUGCUGCCAAGAGAUCAAUAUAGCUUGCUCAAGCUCGAUCAAAUAAGAGAUUCCCUCUUCAAAGCAAAAACAAUGAAUAAACAUAUUUUUCUAAAAACUAACCAUUUACACAGGUGUCUUGCUAGGUUCAUUCCUACUUGGAAUAUGUUGUUGUGCUAUUUUCUAUUAUGCAUAUAUUUAGCGCUUGUCAAAGAAACGGAUGGGACUUUUUUCGAGGGGCUCUAGCCCACCCCUUACUACCUAAAACCCCCCUCUUUCUCGAUCACUUACUGCUGACACCAAUCAUCUUA
Messenger RNA from Xylaria bambusicola, 1907 nucleotides. Its product is annotated as DNA repair protein rhp51. The transcript has 3 exons. NCBI's taxonomy places the organism in Eukaryota, Fungi, Ascomycota, Sordariomycetes, Xylariales, Xylariaceae. Gene Ontology annotation, cellular component: condensed nuclear chromosome. Gene Ontology annotation, molecular function: single-stranded DNA binding; ATP hydrolysis activity; ATP binding. The record is from RefSeq and is a predicted model, not a curated record. Bases 336 to 1385 code for a protein of 349 amino acids. Gene Ontology annotation, biological process: reciprocal meiotic recombination; chromosome organization involved in meiotic cell cycle; mitotic recombination-dependent replication fork processing.